Molecule: messenger RNA, 736 nt
Organism: Durio zibethinus
Lineage: Eukaryota; Viridiplantae; Streptophyta; Magnoliopsida; Malvales; Malvaceae
Source: RefSeq, a predicted model, not a curated record
UUAAAUUGAUAAGUCCAUCAAACCAGGGCUUGUAAGGAAAGAUGGGUUCACAGGAUCAAUUCAAGAACGUCUGUCCCUUCAUAACCAGAGCACUCAAUUCAAGAUCGUGGCCAAGGGGUCAUAAGAAGAGAAGGAAGUUGAAAAAAUAUAACACUCACAUGAAAGUGUUGAAAGCAGAGAUGGAAGAAGUAAGGUUGGAGCAAAAGGGAAUCAAAGAUGGACAAAGACUUCUCCAAGACAAACUUAAAGCUGUAGAAGCUGAAUGUAACCAACUCCGAAGAGAGACUGCCCUCAUCAUCGAGCAGAGUGCCAACACACAACUCCGGCUCGCUUUGAUGUUUCAAAUAUUAAAAGCAAGAGAAAAUAAUGACUUUUGCAAAGCAGCUGAACUAUCUCAAGCUCUUCGUGAACUCAUAAUGGAACAGAACAAAUAAUUGGAAGCCAUGGGUACCGGCUAGUGUUACGCUCUCGGUUUUAUUGUUAUUUUUAGCACCUUCUAAUUUAAUUCGAUUUUAAUCAUAGAGUGUUGUAGUAAUUGUUUUUGUUAGAUUGUUGUCGAAUUUACAACUAUAACAUUAAUGAUAUAAUAAAUAAAGAGACUGAGAUUUUUAUUUUUGGGUCAAUUGGAUAGGGGGUUGAGGAUGAGGAUUCUGGGGUUUGAGCUCUCACCUUGUAUGUCCUUCUAAACUUUCUUAAUUAUUAGAUUAAAAUACUAAGGACAAGAGAUUGAGAUAUU